GGAGAGAACGAGUGAGUGACCGGAUGAGAGAGAGAGAAAGGGAGGGAGAGAACGAGUGACUGGAACUCUAUUUCAGGCACACUCACAAACAGGGAGGCAGACCUCUGUACACAGCUCCGCUCUGGUCUUAGUAGAUUCACAAUAUUUUCCCCAGCGCGUGUGGCAGGUCACGCCCCAGGAGAGUGAGACAGCGCCGUAGAGGGCUUGGAGAAUGGAGGACAGCAUGUGAUCAAUGCCAACCUGACCUCUCCGCUCAACUGUUGGAAGCAUGUUUCGCCUUUCGCCUGAUUUUUGCUUUUGGUGCUUCGUCCUGGCCAUUGUUCUCCACACAACCACGUUUGCUGAUGAAGAGGCGGAUCUGACUCAGAUCGGACAGCCGAAGCCGACCAAACUGCCUGAUAGUAAGGGAAGCUUCUUUUGGCGGCCAAGCUGGUCUAUUGACCCAUCGAAUCUGUUACCUUCACUGAACCUAUUUGGAAAGAAGUCAGAUACUAAGGAUGUAGGGCCCUUACGAGCCACAGGAAUCCCAACAACGGGUCCAUCUCCAGAACCAUCAAAGGUCAAGCCCAGCACAGGAUCAGGAGAGGAAAAUCUUCCUAGAAGCCCUCAAACCUCCACCACUAUCUCUUCAACAGAUAAUCCUCCCAGCUCAACUGAGAUAAGGACAGUAGCCAACCCACAUACAGACAUUCCUAACAAGAGCACACAACCAAACAACAAAGAUAUAUUGUAUUCUACAACCUCGGCAUUGGAGUCCAUAUCUUCCAUUUCAAUGUCAAAGGGGAUCAAGCUAUCUUCCCCCACCAGCACAAACACACCACCACUGACGACAACGCAGUCACACCUGUUGCCAGAAACAUCUCAAAUGGCGGUGCACAGCCGGCGUAUCACCUCUAAACCAUUCCCAGAGAAAGCGAAGACCCUCGAUGAACUCCUCGCACCCUCCGUCCCACUCCUGACGGCCCCACAGACCCCAGUCCUCACAACCCUGGUUAAAACCCCACCAAGGAACACUGUCAGUCCAACACCAGUAGAGGCCACACUGACCAGACAACCAUUUAACUCAGAAUCCCCACCCAGGUCUCCACACACCAGGGUCCCCACAACAGGGCUGGAUCCGACCGUAAGCACCCACAACAUCACCCAAACUCAGCCGCGUCCACCAGACCUGGGUUUCUCCGAGGCCAAAGUGGGGCCUACGGCGGAGCAGCCGGAGACAAACACCCCGACGAGAAGAAAAGACGGAGCAGUGCCCAGAGCAGCGAGCACAACUCUAGAGUUGCUAACGGUUUACUCAACAGCACCGCGGGUGGUUCCUGAUGAGAAAGGGGAGGGGACUGGCAUGUAUCCAGGGGAGAGGGAUGUGGACGUGGUUACGGUUACCGCAUUUACGCCGCUGAAUCAAGAUGACCUUCUUGACCCUGACUGGCUGUCUGACCCCACAGGCAGUGAGCCCACUUACCUCCCAGACUGCAAUCAGGAACGCUCCGGAAUCUGCAGCGUCACAGACACCUGGGAGCCUCCGACCGCUAACGGCAACCCCACCCCCAAUACCACUGACGAAUCAAACAGCCCGUUCGCUGUCCCAGCCCAGCACGUGUUCAUUCCCCUGCACUCUGACUGGAACAGUGCCAUGGCCUCAUGGGGACUGGCCUGGGAGGCCCACAUUUAUGGCCUGGGCUCCAUCUUUGCCCUGGUGACCCUGGCCUCGGCGCUGAAUCUGCUGUGCCUGCCCUUGCGCUGCCCGUCCGGCUGUGGCUACUUCUCCCUGGUCAGCGUCUUCCUCCUGGCUGCGGCGUGUACCAGAGCUUUCUCCCUGCUUUAUGAUGCCUACGGCCACCAGGACCGACUGCCCUCCACGGAGGCCUCCCUGUUGCUCUAUGAAGCCCCGUUCCCCUGCUUGACCGCAGCUUUCGGCCUGGUCUUCCUGCUCCUCUCCAUGCGCUCCAGGAUGCAGCUCUCCUACUCAGCAUUCCAGCGGCCCUGUUUCCUGGCAUGCUUGGUGCUUCUACACUUUGCUGCAGCUUUUGGUCCCAUUGCACUGCUGAGGCUCUACCAACAGAGGGCGCCCCUUUCCCUCUUCCUCUCACUUGUUUCCCGGGGGGCGUUUGUGGCGCUGGCUUCGUUUCUGUCGGCAGCCUAUUUUGUGUUCUUCUGUUAUGUGAGGGCGGAUUCAAAGCACAUUUACCACCUGAAUAACACCUCCCCUACGCCGGCUGAGCGAUUUAAUCGAUGUCCAUUUGCAGAGAACCGGGACUGGGACCGUGCGGCUGCAGCAGUUUGUCUUUCUGCUUUGUUUUCCCUGGCAUGUGCUGGACUACAGCUGUAUGCCAUGCUCCACGCUAUGGGGCUGGCCGGAGGGGCGGAUGUAUUCCGCCCCUGGCCUUGGUGGACCUUCCAGCUAAGCUGUAGGCUUUGUGAGGCCGGCAUGUGUCUCACUCUGGCCCUAGUUGUGGCCCAGCCAAUCUACUGUUCUGACCACCUCCCCCAGCCUGGAAGCUGUUGGACCGAGCUGCUAGCGGUCAAGUCCCCCAUCAUGCCGGGAACCUACCAGUGGACCCUGAACCAGCAGGAGAAGCUGGCCAUCUGCGACAACAUCGGUCACGGGGAGACCGAGUGUCUGCCGCUCUACACGCUGGUGGAUGAACGGCUGGGCACCAGCUUGAAUGGCCUGGAUCUCCUCUACCACAGCAACCGGGCAUUGGCCUACCGGGACCUGGAUUUGGAUCUGCCGGACACCAAAAAGCCAGAGGAGCAGCUAGGUGGAGAGGCAUCUGGGGGCUCGUCCUUCACCAGCGACUCUACAGCUGACCUGAGGCCCCCGUCGCCCAUUAACCUGCGCCGUAGCAUUGAUGAGGCACUCUUCAGCGAGGAACUAUUUCCCAUAAGUCUCUUCAGCCCGGCCGUUCCUUUCCACUGCAGUGACCUGUCACUCAAUUCGCCAUACUCUACAUCAAUCCACCACAAUGGUGGCCAAGCGCUUCAGGGGACUCUUUCGGCCGACCCUGGCCUGUACCGGACCUCCUCCUGUGUGGAGUUGGCCCCCCAGCACCCACCACCUCUGCCAAACCGCCCCCUGCCGGGUGCUCCCCUAUCGCCCCCCCUGUCCUCCAACUCAAGCUGCUCGUCGCCAGAACGCUGGAGGAACAGUUCCUCCUCCUGUUCCCUGUACAGACCCUCCCAAGGAGUGUCGUCCAGCCCAGAGGCACAUGCCCAGCCCCACUCCCUAUGCGACAGCACAGCCUCCGGCCACCAGGGCUCACACCUACAGAGACGUUAUCGCACUCUAGGUUCGGCCUCACAGGAGAGUCUUGACCUGGAGUCUGAAGCAGACCGGUCCGUACAAGAGGAGUUCAUCAACGUCUGCAGACAGAUUGAUUCGAUGAGCAUCUGCAGUGAGACAAUAGACCUGUAGAGAGCUAAUUACUGAGGAUUAAAAUAAGGGGAUGCGAUGAGAGAUUCAAGUGUAGGUAGCUGCAUGCUACAAAAGACAUUUGACAAGGUUAAUUGUUUGUCCCUAUCCUAACUUUAACCCUAAACUUAAUCUUGUUACACUUAUAAAGUUGGGGGGCUAUAAAGUUGGGGGACAUUAGCUCUGCCCUCAUUACUGAGCAAAUCCAAAUGCAUUCAGGCAGAUUGUUUCCAGAAAGAGAUUAAUAACAAAAAAGGAAAACCUGCGAUUCAAAAUGCAGUUUCAAAAUCCAAGCAGCAACUAGCACUUUGAUUCUGAAGACAAGCCUUCAUUGUCAAGGUAAACUAGUGCCAAAUAUUUUUGUCAACAAACCAAGGAUUUUUUGGAGAAUGAAAAAAAUUCCUUCAUGGAAUUUGUGGGUUUCCUAUGAAUUUCAAGAGGGAAAUGGUAGUUUGAAAUAAGCACUUCUUAUAAAGCAAUGUACUAUUACAUUUUCCAUAGAGUAAAUAUUUUAUGUUAAAAUGUUUUAAUGCAGUAAAAUGUAAUUCUGUUGGUGCGCCUCUACAUCAAGCCUUAAUAUCCGAAAUAAACUUCAAGAUCCAUCCAACAUAGGAAAGCUUGAUUUUAACAAACAGCAACAUAGCAGCAAGCAGCAGUGACCUCAAUAGCAUAAACCCGCUUUUUCUAUACAAUUAACACUAAUGGCUAUGACACUACAGAGAGCACCACUUAUAUAAACCUCUUUAUUUAGUUAUUUAUCCAAGAAAACCGGUCAUUAAUUCUUGCCUAAAAAAAAUAAAAUGACUUUGAUAUUUUAGUGUG
This is a messenger RNA of Esox lucius (northern pike), 4234 nucleotides long. It is a transcript of the gene prrt4b, whose product is annotated as proline rich transmembrane protein 4. The coding region runs from base 269 to 3415 and encodes 1048 amino acids. The record is from RefSeq and is a predicted model, not a curated record. NCBI's taxonomy places the organism in Eukaryota, Metazoa, Chordata, Actinopteri, Esociformes, Esocidae. The transcript has 4 exons.